Linum tenue is the source of this 3630-nucleotide messenger RNA. NCBI's taxonomy places the organism in Eukaryota, Viridiplantae, Streptophyta, Magnoliopsida, Malpighiales, Linaceae. The record is from the annotation of a GenBank genome assembly.
UGGUUAUGCACGCUAUCUUGAGCUUUUUUUCCCCUCUUGCAUCUAUCUCGUUCCCUUCGCUAGAAAAACGACGACAACUCUCAUCUCCUUUUCUUUCCUUUCUCCUCCAAACCCACGAAUCCCCCAAACCGAACCAAAAAGGGCUUCACCUUCUUCUUCUUCUUCUUCUGUUCGAUUUACCCCUCUCCCUCUCUUUACUUCUGGAAACAAACGAGCGAAGCGAAGACAAUACUUUUGCCGGCGGCGACUGGAGUCGAACACCGCCGACGUUGACAAUGACGACGACGGGAGACGCCGUUUCACAACGGCGACGAAGCUGAGUGGUGAUUUUUUUUUUAUCUUACAUGGCGAUCUCUCUGAGGGUUUCGUUUGAUUCUGGUUUUGGGAAGUUAUACCUGAGGUUUUCUUUCAUUUCUGGUUUUAAUGGCGGACGAAGGAGGAAGAGAAGGCCGACGACGAGGAGGGGUGACGCCGUUUCACCACGGCGACGAAGGGAGAAAGAAUGUCUGGUAAAUGUUGCGUGGUGACCGGAGGCAGGGGCUUUGCCGCCAGGCAUUUGGUGGAUAUGCUCAUCAGAUCAGACAAGUUCCUCGUUCGGAUAGCUGAUCUACCUCCCGCCAUCGACCUCUCCCCGGAGGAGGAGAAUGGAGACCUCGGUCGUGCAUUGGAAUCCGGCCGCGCUUCCUACGUCUCUAUGGAUCUCCGCAACAAGCCCCAAGUCCUCCAAGCUCUUAAAGGAGCCGAGGUUGUUUUCCACAUGGCGGCCCCGCAUUCAGGUAUCAACAACUAUCAGCUCCACUAUUCAGUCAACGUGGAAGGGACCAAGAACGUGAUUGAUGCUUGCGUCGAGCUUAAAGUGAAGAUCCUAAUCUUCACUAGCUCUGCUAGUGUGGUUUUUGAUGGGAUUCAUCCAAUCUUCAAUGGAGAUGAAGCAUUGCCGUAUCCACCCAAGCCUCUUGAUUCCUACUCCGCGACUAAAGCAGAAGCGGAGGCUGCUGUUCUUAAGGCAAAUGGUACUAAUGGGCUUCUUACUUGCUCCUUACGUCCUAGUAGCAUAUUUGGUCCUGGAGAUAAAUUGUUUAUUCCUUCUCUUGCUGAGUCGGCGAGGGCUGGCAAAUCCAAGUUCUUAAUUGGUGAUGGCAACAACGUCUACGACUUCACGUAUGUUGAGAAUGUGGCACAUGCUCACAUAUGUGCUGAACAAACUUUGUCAUCAUCAGGGGAGGCUGCAGAGAAAGCUGCAGGGCAGGCAUAUUUUAUAACCAACAUGGAGCCUAUCAAGUUUUGGGAGUUCACUGGAAAUGUUUGUGCAGGUCUUGGUUAUGAGAGGCCAAGGAUCAAGGUUCCUGCUGUUGCUGUAUUGCCAGUUGCUCAUGCAAUUCAGUGGGCAUAUAAUCUACUCGGCACAUAUGGGAUGAAGCUCCCAGUGCUGAUUCCUUCAAGAAUUAGGCUUCUUUCUGGCAACCGAUCAUUUAGUUGUGCAAAGGCUCAUGAACGUCUUGGCUAUACACCAAUUGUAUCACUCGAGGUUUGGCAACAUUCUGCUGUGAUUCAAUUUCUUUAUUUAGUGCAAACAAGGGCUUGGUCCAGUGUUAUUGUCAUUGGUCUUGAACCUGGAGGUCUCAUGUUCGAGUCCCUUCAGUAGCACCUAAUUAAAAAAACUAACAUAUAUCAUCCUUAUAAAAAGAAUUCUCUAUUCAGUGAUGUUAUGCAUUGUUUUGUGAAUAAAGGAAAUUAUCCUUGUACAACUUCCACAAAAGUUGGAUAGUAUAAAAUUACGAAGUUCAAUCACCUCCAGAUGUCCUAACUUAUUACUGUGAAAUUGUUAAAUAUCUCUUCAACGUAAAUAAGUGUCCGUCAAACUGUUUUUCCAUGCAAACCCAGUCUUGGUAUACGGAGCUUGGUCUCAUUUAAUCCGCAUGGUGAAAUAAUAAGUCUGUUUUUCACAUUUCCUCUCUUGGGUCAGACUAAUUGUGCUUUAAUGUCUUUGUAUAACUGGUCUCCGAGCUUAUAAUUACCCUGUUUAUUUGCUGUGCCAGCUAAUAAUAUAUAUUAACAGCUACAAGUGGAGGCACAUAAAUAAGAAACAACUUAUACAGCAGUACCUGUGCAGUUGAGUUUAUCUUUUUCGAUUGCAGGAUGGUUUGAAAAGGACUAUUGAGUCAUUUUCACAUCUUAAUGCUGAGAAUCAACCUAAAAGAGAUGGGCCAUCUAAGGCUUCAUUAUAUCUUGGAAAUGGAAGAGUUGCUGACACACUACUUUGGAAGGAUACCAAGAAGACACUCAUCGUGUUGCUAGUUCUAAUGGGGAUUUACUACAGUUUCAUUUCGUCUAAUUCUACCAUUAUUACUGCGACUUCAAAGCUUCUCUUGAUGGCAGCAAUUUUUCUAUUCGUCCACGGCAGAUUACCUGAGAAAAUGUAUGUCCCUUAUCUCUUCCUUUCAGUUCAGUCCUAUGUUGAUUUUCGUGCGACUAUAAGUGUGCAGUUGCCAUUGAUUUGAUGUCUUUGGAUGGGUAUCGCUGGAUGCACAACCCAUUUGCUUCUUACUGCCUUAAAGUCUAGAACAAGCAGCUUUGAGUUUGACCAACAGAAAAGUAUGAUUUGUGUUUGUAUUAUACUCCAAUCUCUUGGUGUAAAUUUGGAAGGGAGACGUUUCUUCAUCUAGAUUAAAUGCAGCGCUAACUAAUAUAAAGCCACAUUGAAUAAUGUAUGAGCUUUUGGAUCUGUAUGUUUUGUCAGUAAGAGCCUUAAGGUGCUCAGAAGUAUAAAUAUUGGAUGUGAGAACCAUCAUAGAAGCUUUCAGUGUUGUUUAAUUAAGAGAACUGGACUAUUAUAGUGUGCUAGUGACACAUUUGAUUCAUAUGCUCAGAUUUGGGUAUAAAAUCGAAAAGAUCCAUCCGUCUGAUUUUUACUGGACUGAGAAGAAGUCUUACCAAGUUGCUCAUGUAUUAGCUUCGUUCUGGAAUGUCGGGAUCAACAUUCUAGAAUCUCUUUGCAGAGGGAAGGACUGGUUGGUUUUCCUCAAGGUUGUCUUGUCGCUGUUGAUCAUUGGCUUCAUAGGGACCAUUUCCCUUCACUCAUUGUUUGUAAUGGGAGUUCCCACAACUUUUUUAGGGUUCUACUUGUACGAAUGGAACGAAGAAGCGCUUGAUGGUUUGGUGUCGGAUGCUCUCUCUUACGGAUAUAAAUUGAAAUCUCAAAUCAUCCACAAAGUAACUGGUCCAAAACUUGACUAACAAUGAAGGCUCAUUAGAUAAACUAUGCAGUUUCUUCUUUGUGCCCCUCCCUUGGUUGACAGUUUUGUAAAGGUCACGGAAACAUACAUGGUCAGCUGGGAUACUUCUGUUUGUAUCGAGUGUUACACUAACAGCGUAAUGCAAUCUGUUUUUGAUUUUAUUUGGCUACUAUAACUUGAUCAUUUAAACUUCUAGUAUUAGGCAUAUCAUUUGCCAGUCACCAUGGGACGGGCUAGCAUGCUAACCCCUUAAGGGGUUGGUUUUUUGACACCCCCCUUUUAAUUGGUCAAUUUUUCAUUAAUUAUUGACAAGUAUUAAUGAAAGUAAAUAUAAUAAAUGUUAUGUUAUUAAAUACAAAGUAAGCAUUAAAUAUACCACAUUAAUUACCACUUU